ACCCAUGUGAGGACUGGACAUGGGACUGGAGGCUCAAACUGUCUGAUGAGAGCAGCAGGCUUGGGCUGGAGUGCGUGUUGUGUUCACAAUUUUUGACGGUUUAUAUUGUUUAACUUCGCAGUCAUGGAUGCAUCUUCAGACGAGUUUAUGAAAUACCGGUCGCCUCUGGUGUCAAGAUAUGCUAGUAAGGAGAUGGCUUAUAACUUCAGUGACAGGAAGAAAUUCACUACCUGGAGGAAGCUCUGGAUCUACCUCGCCAAAGCUGAAAAGGCUCUGGGCCUGCCUAUCACAGAUGCCCAGGUGGCAGAGAUGGAGAGCCACGCAAACGACAUUGACUUCGCCAUGGCGGCGGAGGAGGAGAAGAAGCUCCGUCACGACGUCAUGGCUCACGUGCACACCUUCGCCCACUGCUGCCCAGCCGCUGCUCCCAUCAUCCACCUGGGCGCCACCUCCUGCUACGUCGGAGACAACACGGACCUAAUUAUGCUUAGGGAUGGCUUUGACAUCCUCCUCCCCAAGCUGGCUCGUGUUAUUGAUCGACUUGCCAACUUUUCAGAGAAGUAUGCCAAUCUACCCACCCUGGGCUUCACCCAUUACCAGCCUGCCCAGCUGACCACGGUGGGUAAGCGAGCGUGCCUCUGGCUGCAGGAUCUCACCAUGGACAUGCGGAACCUUCAGCGCGCUCGCGAUGACAUUCGUUUCCGGGGGGUCAAAGGCACUACGGGCACCCAGGCCAGCUUCCUCCAGCUCUUUCAGGGGGACCAUGACAAGGUAGAGGAUCUGGACAGAAUGGUUACAGAAAUGGCUGGCUUUAAAAAGGCCUACCUGGUGACUGGGCAGACCUAUAGCCGCAAGGUGGACAUAGACUCUGUUGUUGUGCUGGCCAGUAUGGGGGCUUCCAUUCACAAGAUCUGCACUGAUAUUCGUCUGCUGGCUAACCUGAAAGAGAUCGAGGAGCCUUUUGAGAAGGAGCAGAUCGGCUCCAGUGCAAUGCCGUAUAAGAGGAACCCAAUGCGUGCUGAGCGUUGCUGUAGUUUGGCCCGCCACCUGAUGGCGCUAGUGUCUGACCCUCUGCAGACUUGUGCUGUUCAGUGGCUGGAGAGAACGCUGGAUGACAGUGCCAACAGGCGAAUCUCACUGCCUGAGUCCUUCCUCACGGCAGACAUCAUCCUCAGCACCCUUCAGAACAUUACUGAAGGACUGGUGGUCUAUCCUAAGGUGAUCGAGAGACACAUUCGUCAUGAGCUGCCCUUUAUGGCCACAGAGAACAUCAUCAUGGCCAUCGUGAAGGCCGGCGGAAACAGACAGGAUUGCCAUGAGAAGAUCCGUGUGCUGUCGCAGCAGGCUGCAGCAGUGGUAAAACAGGAAGGGGGUGACAAUGACCUGUUGGCUCGGGUCAAAGCUGACCCCUACUUCGCCCCAAUUCUUGGCCAGCUGGACGCCCUGCUGGACCCCAAGACCUUCAUUGGCCGUGCACCCCAACAGGUUACCAGAUUCCUGGCAGAGGAAGUGCACCCCAUUCUUGAACCAUACAAGAGCAAGAUGGAUGUAAAGAUCGAGUUGGAGCUUUGAAGACAGUCACAUACACACAAAUCAUAAACAAACAUAUGAUCAAACUUCAACCAAUAAAUGCUAAAACCAA
This is a messenger RNA of Alosa alosa (allis shad), 1642 nucleotides long. RefSeq names its product adenylosuccinate lyase (gene adsl). The record is from RefSeq and is a predicted model, not a curated record. Gene Ontology annotation, molecular function: N6-(1,2-dicarboxyethyl)AMP AMP-lyase (fumarate-forming) activity; (S)-2-(5-amino-1-(5-phospho-D-ribosyl)imidazole-4-carboxamido) succinate lyase (fumarate-forming) activity. The coding region runs from base 124 to 1572 and encodes 482 amino acids. The transcript is spliced from 13 exons. Gene Ontology annotation, cellular component: cytosol. Gene Ontology annotation, biological process: 'de novo' AMP biosynthetic process. Lineage: Eukaryota; Metazoa; Chordata; Actinopteri; Clupeiformes; Clupeidae.